AAAAAAAGAAAAACAAUCACCUCGGUGGCUAGACCUUGGGAGUAUAAAAUAGAGUUACUGAAAUCCCAUUAAUCAUAAUAUCAUCCGUCUAUAGAUUGUACACGAUCAAAAACAAAAUGAAAACAGCUGCAGCUUUUAUUUUUCUCGUCUGUUGCAUUGUUCUGGAGGUGAAAGGCUAUACACUGCCUGGGAAGAGAAGAUGCCUUUGUGCUGAUAAAGGAGUGAAUAAAAUCUCUCCAAAGGCAAUCCAGAAGGUUAAAAUCAUCCCUCCAAGUCCUUCAUGUAAAAGACUGGAAAUUCUUGUCACUCUUAAGAGAGGAGCAGGGCAGAAAUGCCUGAAUCCAGGGUCGGAAAUAGCCAAGUAUCUGCUGAAAGCCAUUCAAGAAAAGCAGAACAAAAGCCCGUAGUGGGAAUCAACCAUAGAGCCGAUGUCCUGAUCCAUGGACCAGUAACCAAAUCUUUCGAAAAAUCACCUGCUUUCAGCAUGCAUUCAAAAAUUAAGUAGUUAAAUGUAAGCACAGUGCUUUAAUCGGAGCCACUUCUGCUUUGAACAAUUUGUAAUAACUGUAAUUAUUAAUAAUCUUUUUUAAUUCUCUCUCUCUCUGAAACGUGUUCUGUUUAGUAAAAGCAGAGCAUUUCUUAGAAGCGCUUAGCUCUAGAGGAAGUCUCACGUAGCUGCUUGUGGUUUAAAUGCUACAGCAAACACAGAAAGAGCUUGCAUUGAAUUUCCUGUCCUACUGAUUACUGCGCAGAAUAAAUCAUUGUGAGUGCAAUUACAACUCUGGUGCUGUGCCUGUUUAUCGAUCUUGUGUAAGUCCUCCGUUUGUGUGAUGAAUAAAGGCGAUCUCAGUAGGCUUUGCAUUUUUAA
This is a messenger RNA of Puntigrus tetrazona (Sumatra barb), 868 nucleotides long. It is a transcript of the gene cxcl11.8, whose product is annotated as chemokine (C-X-C motif) ligand 11, duplicate 8. Gene Ontology annotation, biological process: cellular response to lipopolysaccharide; neutrophil chemotaxis; chemokine-mediated signaling pathway. The transcript is spliced from 4 exons. Bases 117 to 407 code for a protein of 96 amino acids. Gene Ontology annotation, molecular function: CXCR chemokine receptor binding; chemokine activity. Lineage: Eukaryota; Metazoa; Chordata; Actinopteri; Cypriniformes; Cyprinidae. The record is from RefSeq and is a predicted model, not a curated record. Gene Ontology annotation, cellular component: extracellular region.